Phyllostomus hastatus (greater spear-nosed bat) is the source of this 1680-nucleotide messenger RNA. It is a transcript of the gene DHRS3, whose product is annotated as dehydrogenase/reductase 3. The coding region runs from base 371 to 1279 and encodes 302 amino acids. The record is from RefSeq and is a predicted model, not a curated record. Gene Ontology annotation, cellular component: lipid droplet. Gene Ontology annotation, molecular function: oxidoreductase activity, acting on the CH-OH group of donors, NAD or NADP as acceptor. NCBI's taxonomy places the organism in Eukaryota, Metazoa, Chordata, Mammalia, Chiroptera, Phyllostomidae. The transcript has 6 exons.
UAAACUCCUCUGUCAGCCUGUAAACAUUACCUGCGAAUUCCCCAGCCGAAACGGCGGCUGGGGCAAGAAACUUCUUGUUAGAACUUCCCACCUCCGGCUUCUCCUCCACCCGCCUUACUGUCCCAACCUUCUGAGACGCUUUUUCUCCUCCCCAGGAGGAUUUAUCUUUUUUUUUUUUCCCGUUCUUCUUUUUCUCACCGGGUGCUUUGCAUUUGAGAAGAAGUGAUUUCAAGAGUGGCCAGGUGGGACGCCUCUCUCCCCCUCAUUCAGUUUAUUUAUAUAUUUUUUGAGGUGUUUUAUUUUUUUUUUCCAUUCCUGUUCGGUCCGGGGAGUUUCACCCCACGCCCUGCCCGGCUCCGCGGCGCGGAGGAUGGUGUGGAAAUGGCUGGGCGCGUUGGUGGUGUUCCCUCUGCAGAUGAUCUAUCUGGUGGCGAAAGCAGCCGUCGGACUGGUGCUGCCCGCCAAGCUGCGGGACCUGUCUCGGGAGAACGUCCUCAUCACCGGCGGCGGCAGAGGCAUCGGGCGCCAGCUCGCUCGCGAGUUCGCAGAACGCGGCGCCAGAAAGAUCGUUCUCUGGGGCCGGACGGAGAAAUGCCUGAAGGAGACGACGGAGGAGAUUCGGCAGAUGGGCACGGAAUGCCACUACUUCAUCUGUGACGUGGGCAACCGGGAGGAGGUGUACCAGACGGCCAAAGCCGUCCGGGAGAAGGUGGGUGACAUCACCAUCCUGGUGAACAACGCCGCCGUGGUCCACGGGAAGAGCUUGAUGGACAGCGACGACGACGCCCUGCUCAAGUCCCAGCACAUCAACACCCUGGGCCAGUUCUGGACCACCAAGGCCUUCCUGCCCCGCAUGCUGGAGCUGCAGAACGGCCACAUCGUGUGUCUCAACUCCGUGCUGGCCCUGUCCGCCAUCCCCGGCGCCAUUGACUACUGCACCUCCAAGGCCUCGGCCUUCGCCUUCAUGGAGAGCCUGACCCUGGGGCUGCUGGACUGUCCAGGUGUCAGCGCCACCACCGUGCUGCCCUUCCACACCAGCACCGAGAUGUUCCAGGGCAUGAGGGUCAGGUUCCCCAACCUCUUCCCACCUCUGAAGCCAGAGACGGUGGCCCGGAGGACAGUGGAGGCCGUGCAGCUCAACCAGGCACUCCUCCUGCUCCCGUGGACGAUGCACGCCCUCAUUAUCUUGAAAAGCAUCCUCCCACAGGCCGCCCUGGAGGAGAUCCACAAAUUCUCAGGAACCUACACCUGCAUGAACACUUUCAAAGGACGGACAUAAAGGCACGCUCGGAAGCCACAGAGCCUGCAGGGACCGUGGCCACCUGGGCACACUUCUGCGGGGUGAGCAGGACUGCCCCCUCCCAGGGAAGAACCUGCCUGCCCCCUAAGCCAGCCACAGGACCUUUGCACAGGACGGACAGGCAUGACUCCGACCCCCAUGGGGAGGCAGGAAACCAGCCAGCAGCCGUCUUGACGCUUUUGUACAUUUCUAAUUCUGUAGAGUUUAUUGUUAAAUUGCUUCUCAAGUCUAAUCAGCCUCAGCAGCGUGCAAAGACUAUUUUCUGGGGGGGGAGGAUCUGGGCGCAGGUGCUCCCCCUUUCCCUCCAGAACCCACUCAUCCUCAGCUUCUGCAAACCGGUGGAGCGGCAGGAACGGAAAAUAAAGAGAUGGCUUUUGCGA